AUGUUUCCCACUCGUGCUUUAUUUGCCUCGGCGCGGCUGACCUUAUUUACACGCGCCGGCUGUGGUCUCUGUGAUAACGCCAAAAACACCGUGCUGCAAUUCCAGAAACGCCGGUCCUUUGAAUACGUGGAGCAAGAUAUCAUGGCGCCCGGGAAUGAACCGUGGAAGGAGGUGUAUGACUUUGACGUGCCUGUUCUUCAUGUUCAGUCGGUGAAGGAUGGGUUGCCCAGGCAGGCAGAGCUCUCCGAUGCGCGCAAGUUGUUUCAUCGGAUGACGGAGGCGGAAGUCGAGCAGUCGGUAGACGAGGCUGAGAAGGAAUAA
Molecule: messenger RNA, 321 nt
Organism: Penicillium brevicompactum
Lineage: Eukaryota; Fungi; Ascomycota; Eurotiomycetes; Eurotiales; Aspergillaceae
Product: glutaredoxin family protein
Exons: 1
Coding region: 1-321 (106 amino acids)
Source: RefSeq, a predicted model, not a curated record